AGCUGGUGACCAGUUAGUAAGAGCAAGGAGCGAUAUAAAACAAAGGUCAGGUUCCUCCUGAGAGAAGAGGAACAAAAUCAGCAGUAAACAGCGGGGACGAAGAGAACGAAAUGAAGGUUAAGUGCUGCUGAAGGAGAACCGGCUGACAACAAGAUGGAGGGGGAGAGGGAGUGCAGAGCCAGAGAGAUGCGGCUGCAGCGAGGUGUGGAGAAUAAAAGUCAAAUUGCUGCAGUGCUCGGCAGUCUCCUGGUGUGACCUUCGACACCGGUAGGCUCAGGGGCUGCUGGGUGGGCAGUGCAGACUGUCAGGAGGGCACUGCCACCGGCAGCCAGGAGGGAGCCUGUCUGGGGUCUCAUGGCAGCGGGGAGCAUCACUUUUCCUUCCAAGAUGAUACCCUUUGUACAGUCCAAUAUACCAAUUUCAUGCCAGUUCUGGAAAAGGUUUUCAAUGUUUUUCAAUGUCCUGUCCAGGCAUCCACAUAAGUAUCACUUGGCACCCCUGGAGUAUCAUCCAGAUACUCUUUAUUUCCUUCCUGGACCACUUUAUUCCCUUCCUGGACCACUUCAUCUGCACACGUGGUAGCCCACCACCUGCAUACUGCUUGAUUCACACACAGGGUGGUUCAGCAAUCCAGUUUCCACCCCAUCUCCCACUGACACCAUCACUUCCAGAGCACCCCUGCAGUGUAAGGGCAGCUAAUUCCCAGCACGGAUGCAGCUGCACGAUAACAAAUCCCACUCAGAAAUCACAGUAACAAGGAGCAGGGAGCAGAGAUGGAUAAGAUACUGGAAGCUGUGGUGAUGUCCUCAUACCCCAACAAUGUAAAGCAAGGGCUAGUGAGGCGUGUCAUUGAGGCAUCGAAACAGCCCAUGGACAGUGAGCAGUGCUGGUCCAUGCUGGAGCUGUCCACCAAGCUUUAUCUCACCGGGGACACCAAAUAUAAAAGAGAGAUUGGGAAGGAGGUUUUGGAGGUCUACGGCCACUAUCACCCGGAGGAAUUUGAGGAGUUCUUCAAUGUCCGCUUCCUGCUGAGUCUCCUGCAGGAAGGCUAUGGACCUCUGGGGAAGAGAAGCCAUUAUGUACUUGAUUAUAUCCAGUUAGGAUUGCAGUUUGUCCUGGAAAGCCCGUCAGCAAACAGCAUCUUCAGCUUAUUGAGGAUUGAGGUGCUCCGGAAAAUCUGUGAGAGGCCCAGCCCCAAGCAUUGUGCGAAGAUCAGCAAACUCUUAACCCAGCAUCCUCAAUGCAUUCCCACGGGAAAACACCAGCUCUUGUUCUGUCAGCAGCUGAUCAGAUGCAUUGGGCAUUUCCAGUGUGUCUCCGAGGAGGAAGAGCAGAUUAUGGAAUUUUUGGAGCAGGUGAACAAAGUGAGUGGUCUGCUACAGAGGAUCUGGAGGACUCAGACCUCAACCAUCCUGCCCUCUUUGAAGGAACUGUUCACUAUCAUUUCUUCAACAGAGGAGCAGGAAGUGCCAUCCAAUGCCUUGGCCAGCGUGGUUCAGUUUGUCCCUCUGGAGCUCAUGGAUGGCGUCAUAAGAAACCUAACCAACGAUGACAGCAUCACUGAUGUGCAAAUGAUGAUGGCCAUCAGCAGGAUGAUUGAUUGGGUGUCCUGGCCCCUGGGAAAGAACAUAGACAAGUGGAUCAUUGCUCUGUUGAAGGGUUUGGCUGCAGUGAAAAAGUUCAGCAUCUUGAUUGAAGUCACUCUUUCAAAAAUAGAAAAGGUCUUCUCCAAGUUGCUGUACCCCAUUGUGAGAGAGGGGGCUUUGUCUGUCCUGCAGUACAUGCUGCUGAGCUUCCAGCACUCCCACGAGGCAUUUCACUUGCUACUCCCUCACAUCCCCAGGCUGGUGGCCUCUUUGAAGAAGGAGGAUUCCAAUUCAGCAACCAGCUCCCUGGAGCAGCUGGCCGAGCUCAUCCACUGCAUGUUCUUCCGCUUCUCAGGAUUUCCAGACCUCUAUGAACCUGUCCUGGAAGCAGUUAAAGCUCUUCCUAUUCCAAAUGAAGACCGGAUUAAACACCUCUUGGGACAAAAUGCUUGGACUUCCCAGAAGAAUGAACUGGCCUGCUUCUACCCACGCCUGGCAUCUAAAUCAGAGACAGGAAAGAUCGGGUUAAUUAACUUGGGAAACACCUGCUACAUGAACAGCAUCAUACAGUCUCUUUUCAUGGCUUCGGACUUUCGGCAUUCAGUGUUGAAUUUAACUGAGGGCAACUCCCAGCCCCUGAUGACAAAGCUCCAGUGGCUCUUUGCAUUUUUGGAGCACAGUCAGCGACCUGCCAUCUCACCUGAGAGCUUCCUCUCUGCCUCCUGGCCACCCUGGUUCACCCCUGGAGCUCAGCAGGACUGCUCAGAGUAUCUCAAGUACUUGCUGGACCGGUUGCACGAAGAAGAAAAAACUGGGAAAAGGAUCUACCAGAAACUCAAGGAAUCCAGCUUGAUGUCUCAGGCAGUAGAGCAUCAUUACUUAAACAAGACAUUGAUUGAGAAGAUGUUUGGGGGUAAAAUGAUGACAAAGAUCCGCUGCUUGAAGUGCCUGAAUGUCUCUUCCCGAGAAGAAGCCUUCACAGACCUGUCCCUGGCUUUUCCUCCAUCAGACAGGAACAUGCAUGGUAGCACACCUAUUCUACCAGUGGAAGAAAUUGGCCCACAGUUCAUUGAGCCUCCUGUAAAUGCAGGCCAGCUUGCAGGGUCUCCAUGGAUCCGGAGGAAGGCCCCCAUGGCGGGGGAUCCUGCAACCCUGCCAAUGUUGGUGGAAACAUUGGGCUUCCAGGAGCCGGGAAAAGCAGCAAAUCCCUUAAGUGGCAAUGAUGUUAGUGUGGAUACAGCCAAAGACCCUUUCCCCGCUUUUGGGGAGCAGGCAUGUGCUCCCAAGGACUCCAGAUCUGUCCCAGAUCUAAUCAACUAUUUUCUUUCACCAGAGAGACUGACAGCAGAGAAUAAAUACCACUGUGAGAAAUGUGCAUCCCUGCAGGACGCAGAGAAGGUGGCAGAGCUGACAGAGGGUCCACACUACCUCAUCCUCACGCUGCUGCGCUUCUCCUUCGACCCACGGACUAUGAAGAGGAAGAAGAUCUUGGACAACAUCUCCAUCCCUGUGGUGCUCAAACUACCCAUCCUUGUUACUCCAGAGGAAACUGAGGAGGUUUGCCGGUGUGGGAAGGAUAGUGCUGCCCCAGGAAGUGGCUUCAUGUCUGUAUUGUAUGAUCUCUGCAGUGUAGUGGUGCAUUCAGGCAUCUCCUCUGAGAGCGGCCACUACUACUGCUACUCCAGGGAGUGCACUGACACUGUCCCCCACGAGCAGCCCCGGGAUGGGGUGCCAAAACCAGCCUCUGACAAACAGUUGGACUUGGAAAUCCAGUGGUACCUCUUCAAUGACACCAGAGUUUCCUUUUCCUCCUUCGAAUCAGUCAGCAAUGUCACCUCGUUCUUCCCCAAAGACACUGCCUAUGUCCUCUUCUACAGGCAGCGGCCGGGCAGGCAGAGCUGCCUGCUGCAUGAGGCCCUGGCUGAGGCUGGCCACCUGCACGGAGAACCUUCCCUCCAUAAGGACCUGAUGGAAGCAAUUUCCAAAGAUAACAUCCUCUACUUGCAGGAACAGGAAAAAGAAGCGAGGAACAGAGCCGCCUAUAUUUCUGCCUUGCCAAAAUCCCCGCUGUGGUGGAGAGACUUGGACAAGGACAAGGAUGAUGACAGCUCAUCAGGGGGCUGCAGCCCAGCAGCAGGUGGGGGCGGAUCCAGCUCCUUUCAUGGACUCGUCUUCUAGCCAAUGGGCUAAACCAGAUAGGUAGUGUCCGUGGAGCCAACCUGAAGCCAGAGGCUCCUCUUCCUCACCCUGAUGACAGGGAGCAUCUCAGAAGAGGAUCUGAGAAACAUUUCAAUGAAAAAGGACUCAGGGGCUGAUUUGGAGGCAUCUGGAGGGUCUUGCUGCUUCCUAUGCACUUGGUCUUCAUGCCUUAACGUACCUAAGCUAAUGCGAUGAGCAGCUGCUGACAGCUCGGAGAAGUGCCCUUUUGCUUCAGUAUAGCCAUGCCUUGCUUGCUGUGAGCCAUGCCACUAGCCUGGGGAGGGGACAGGGACAGGCUUGGGGAGGAAGACAGACCCAGAGGGGCCCCAGGGAUGGAGAUGUCCUAUGCACAUCCCAUCUGCAGACCUUCCCAUGGCGCUGUUUGUUUUGGGGCGACCUCUGCUCAGUUGUUUUAUUUCUUUUUAAUGUGGUUUUGAGAACCCACCUUGACACAUCUUUAAAGGUAGAAAAGUCUGAAAACUGCCAAGUAUCUAAUGUAGCAAUGCUGAUCUGUGAGGCAGUGAGCUUGCAAGCCUGCUUGGUCACAGCGAGUGGUGGCAGGCUGACCAGAGGGGCUUUAUGCUGCAUUGCAAGGCAUCCAAAAGAGACUGAAGGGCACAAACCCCUCCAGCCAAGAGAGACUGAUCUGAACCAGUUGGGGGUUCUGGGCUCCAGUGAAGACCUGCUGUGUUACUAGUGACCUCUGGAUACUGUUAGUGUGCACAUCAGGCCCAGACACACAGCAGUUUUUCCAGAUGUGUCUUUAGGACUUAGUUAGCCUCUUUCUGCUGCUGUCAUUUGAUGGCUUUCUGGGCUGUAUCUGCCCUUCAAAAUUUGGGCUUUUCUUUGGGACACCCUGCACUGAGCAGCAAAUGACAGAGCUCCCCUAAACUCACUAGCUAUUUUUAAAAAAAAAAUGCUGAUUUGCAAGGAGAGGAUAGAUAUAUCAACCCAAUAUAAAUACAUACUAUGUAAACCAAUGUAUUGUAUAAAUCAGUAAUGGGACAGGGGCUGAUUUUGGUGACAGGUGGCCAGCUCAAGCCCCAGGCAGCACAUCUACCAGGACCACAGCUCCCUCCCAUCUCCCUCCCCAACUGUUGUCCCCAGCCUGCUCCUCCCUCACGCCUGUAGUAGAGGUAUCUCCAGCUCAAGUGGCAGAGACUUGUGCCUUAGGUCCUAAGUGCAGGACCUAAUCCUGACCAUGGGGUAUUGGGUUGGGAAUAUUGUUUUGCUGUGGAGGAAAAGGCAAAGCAUAGACAUUGCUAUGGAUAAUGUGGGCAGAAAGUCUGCUAGAGAGGACACUUGGGAUCAAAUCUGUAAUGUAUACUAUUGUAUUCUUUUAUUGCCUUUCCUAUAUAUAAAUAAAGGAAAUUAAGUAAUUCAACAUA
This is a messenger RNA of Corapipo altera (White-ruffed manakin), 5173 nucleotides long. It is a transcript of the gene USP35, whose product is annotated as ubiquitin specific peptidase 35. The record is from RefSeq and is a predicted model, not a curated record. Bases 774 to 3764 code for a protein of 996 amino acids. Gene Ontology annotation, molecular function: cysteine-type deubiquitinase activity; cysteine-type endopeptidase activity. The transcript has 11 exons. Gene Ontology annotation, biological process: ubiquitin-dependent protein catabolic process; protein deubiquitination. NCBI's taxonomy places the organism in Eukaryota, Metazoa, Chordata, Aves, Passeriformes, Pipridae. Gene Ontology annotation, cellular component: cytosol; nucleus.